CAAGUGUUCAUAUGAGAUUGAUUGUCCACCAUCUCUUCAACACUAAAACAAACCCAACUCAACACUCCAUAGCUCCUCCUCUUCUUCUUCAUGCUUCAACCAUACCUUCCACAACUCUAAGACCCUAUCUCAGGUCAAACACUUCCUAGUGUUAUUGCCAUGGACCGAAACCAAGUCCCUCAAGGCCUAACCCCAGAAGAGUUUUCCGAGCUUGACUCCCUCAUUCGAACCUACCACACCUUCGAGCCCAAACCAAACACCUGCACUUCCCUCAUAACACAACACAUAGACGCACCAUCAGAUGCCGUGUGGCCAUUGGUUCGAAGUUUCGACAGUCCCCAAAAAUACAAACACUUCAUCAAGAGCUGCAACAUGACAGGUGAUGGAGGUGUUGGGAGCAUAAGAGAAGUCACAGUUGUCUCGGGACUCCCUGCUUCGACAAGCACCGAGAGAUUGGAGAUUUUGGAUGAUGAGAAGCAUAUUCUGAGCUUUAGGGUUGUUGGAGGUGAGCAUAGGUUGAAUAAUUAUAGAUCAGUUACGUCUGUGAAUGAGUUUAAUAAGGAUGGGAAGGUUUAUACUAUUGUUUUGGAGUCUUAUGUUGUUGACAUACCAGAAGGGAACACUGGUGAAGAUACUAAGAUGUUUGUGGACACUGUUGUGAAGCUCAAUCUUCAGAAGCUUGGAGUGGUGGCAAUGGCCUCUUUGCAUGGGCAUGAAUGAAGGAGGGUGGAGGUGGCAGAAAAAAUUACGUGCACAGAAAAAUGCACAGAAUGCUAAUUUUUAAUGCACUUAUUGAGUUUUGUAUUAUUUAUAUAUAUAUAUAUAUAUAUAUUUUAUUUGUUCUGUUACUUAUGCAGAAAUCAAUUAUAGAAUCAAGUAUAAUAUUCUUAUAUGGGCGUGAGACUAUAAAAACUAAAAAUACAAAAACUCAUCUUAUGUAAAAAGAUUAUGUGUAACGAUUUCUGAAUUUUUAAUUUUUUUUUUUCAUUUUUUGAACACAUAAUGCUACCGGAGGUGGUGGUGGGUCAACUAUGAAUGAUGGUGCAAAAUAACUACCAUAGUGGUGGUGGGUCAUAUUUUCUUUUGAGUUCUUGGUGGUUGAUAAGUAUGGUUUCUGCGAGUCGGAAUUGGUGGGUAUAGUUUAGUGUUGUUCUUUUUUUAUUAUUAUUUUAUAUGUUGAAUUCAGUUAUAGUUUUAUGGGUUACCAUCAAUAUUAUGCAUUUUGUCUUUAAUAAAAUAUUGGUGGACCCAUUAAAAACAGAAUUGUCAAGACGACGGCUUCAUUUCUUAUCAUGUCUUUGGAUGGAUUCAUAU
Molecule: messenger RNA, 1314 nt
Organism: Camellia sinensis
Lineage: Eukaryota; Viridiplantae; Streptophyta; Magnoliopsida; Ericales; Theaceae
Product: abscisic acid receptor PYL2
Biological process (GO): abscisic acid-activated signaling pathway
Cellular component (GO): nucleus; cytoplasm
Molecular function (GO): abscisic acid binding; signaling receptor activity; protein phosphatase inhibitor activity
Source: RefSeq, a predicted model, not a curated record